AUGUUGGUUCCUCCAUGGCUCAAACCACUUCUCAAGACAACAUUCUUCAAUGUCUGUCGGAUUCACAGCGACGCCGCGAGAAGCGAAUGUAACAUGUUUUGUUUGGAUUGUAAUAUUGAUGCUUUUUGCUUCUAUUGUCGUUCUUCAAGACACAAAGAUCAUCAAGUCAUUCAGAUAAGGAGAUCUUCAUAUCAUGAUGUAGUGAGGGUGGGUGAAAUUCAGAAAAUGUUGGAUAUUAGUGGAGUUCAAACGUAUGUGAUUAAUAGUGCUAGAGUUUUGUUUCUGAAUGAAAGGCCACAACCAAAAUCUGGAAAAACAGGGGCUUAUAUUUGUGAGAUUUGUGGAAGAAGCCUCUUAGAUCAUGUUCGUUUCUGUUCUUUGGGAUGUAAGCUUGUAGGAAUAAAGAGAAAUGGGAAUGCAAGCUUUGUUUUAGAUGCUAAUAACAAUGAAAUAUCAACAAUGGAAGAAGGAAUGUCAAGAAGAUCCAUUUCUUCAAGACAAGAAGAAGAAGAAUUGCGUGAAGGCUCACAACAAAGCAUGUAUCUAGCCACACCUCCUUCAAAUGCAAGAAGAAGAAAAGGAAUUCCUCAUAGAGCUCCUUUUGGUUCCUAA
Messenger RNA from Lathyrus sativus (Indian pea), 612 nucleotides. The record is from the annotation of a GenBank genome assembly. NCBI's taxonomy places the organism in Eukaryota, Viridiplantae, Streptophyta, Magnoliopsida, Fabales, Fabaceae.